Molecule: messenger RNA, 2874 nt
Organism: Siniperca chuatsi (mandarin fish)
Lineage: Eukaryota; Metazoa; Chordata; Actinopteri; Centrarchiformes; Sinipercidae
Gene: ccnk
Product: cyclin K
Exons: 11
Coding region: 161-1816 (551 amino acids)
Biological process (GO): regulation of transcription by RNA polymerase II; positive regulation of DNA-templated transcription, elongation
Cellular component (GO): cyclin/CDK positive transcription elongation factor complex; nucleus
Molecular function (GO): cyclin-dependent protein serine/threonine kinase activator activity
Source: RefSeq, a predicted model, not a curated record
GCGUAGUGACGUCUGCCAACAGUCUCUGACGUGCUCCAUAAUGGCGGUGUCCUUGUUACAAUGGGGACCGUUUUUGAUCACUUGUUAGCCAAUUUAUUUUGAAUAACUGCCGAUUACUCAUACAGCUGUCUGUUUUUGGGUGAUUUACUCCGACGGCUACAUGUUAAAGUCCAGUGCAGCAGGUCCAUCCACCGUUGCCUCUCCUCAGUCAGUGAAGGAAUCCAAGGAGAACUUUUCAAUGACCGGCCAAGUAAUUCUAGACCACAUCAAGCCAUGCUGGUACUGGGACAAGAAGGAUUUAGCCCACACCCCUUCUCAGUCUGAAGGCCUGGACCCUGGCACAGAGGCCCGGUAUCGGAGAGAAGGAGCCCGCUUCAUUUUUGACGUGGGGACCAGACUUGGCCUACACUAUGACACACUGGCAACUGGCAUCAUAUAUUUCCAUCGCUUCUACAUGUUUCACUCCUUCAAGCAGUUCCCCAGAUAUGUGACAGGUGCUUGCUGUCUUUUCCUGGCGGGGAAAGUGGAGGAAACCCCAAAGAAGUGUAAAGACAUCAUCAAAACAGCCCGCAGCUUACUGAAUGAUGUGCAGUUUGCACAGUUUGGAGAUGAUCCAAAGGAAGAGGUGAUGGUGUUGGAGAGAAUUUUGCUCCAGACUAUCAAAUUUGACCUGCAGGUGGAGCACCCUUACAUGUUCCUGCUGCGCUACGUCAAGCAACUCAAAGGUGAGAAGAAUAAAGUAUGCAAGGUGCUACAGAUGGCAUGGACCUUUGUCAAUGACAGCCUGUGCACCAUGCUGUCUCUGCAGUGGGAACCAGAGAUUAUUGCGGUAGCCGUGAUGUACCUGGCCGGCCGCCUCUGUAAGUUUGACAUCCAGGAGUGGACCGCCAAGCAGUCGUCACGCCGCUGGUGGGAGCAGUUUGUCCAGGAUGUCCCAGUUGAGCUGCUUGAAGACAUUUGCCACCAGAUCCUGGACCUGUACUCCCAGGGAAACAAGCCCAUCCCUCAGCAGAUGCAGGAGAAGGAGCGUGCACCUGUUCUUCAGGCCCCCGCUCCUCCAGUCCCACAGGGACAACCACCAACCGCCAACCCUCCUCCCCCACCACCAAAGAAGACUUCUCCUCAGGGAGGCAGCCCUGCACGCCAGCUCAAACGUUCACAUACAUCCCCAAAAGAUGAACCAAAGGCUCCAGAACAAGCUGGAUCAAAGAUUCCUAGACUGGAGAGCCCCAUGCCCCCUCUGCCUACAUCGCAGCCUCCCCCAGACCGCAAAGCCCCCGCUCCAGCCCCUCCCACGGAAGCAGAACCAGCAAGUGAAACAGCUCCUCCUCUCCCGCACGCUCCACCUCCACAUCAGCCGCCUCCCCUACCCCAUCGGCCUCCUCCACCUCCGCCCUCCAACUACAUCAUGUCCACCACCAGCUCCUACAUGUCCGGAGAAGGCUUCCAGAGCCUGCAGUCGAUGAUGAAGACAGAAGGGCCCUCCUACGCCCCCAUGCCACCCAGCUACGCACCCCCAAUACCGCCAUAUCAUACCCACGUCUAUCCACCGCCUGCAGCACCACCUCCAGGCCCUCCGCCUCCUCCUUCCAGCUACCCGCCACCCAACUUGCCGCCAACGUAUCCGCCACCGGGUUACAACAGCUAUCCUCCACCACCACCUCCACGCAUGCCGCCGGGCCACGUACCACCUCCAGGUAUAGGUCUCCCGCCUGCUGGGUACCCUCCUCCACCCCCCGUGCCCCCAGGACAGUCACAGGUGCCCUUGCCCCCUCCACCUGGCAUGCCCCUGAACCGUGGUGGGUGGAUGAGAUGAGUGUGACAACAGUUUAUGAACUGAAUCUGUGCAGAGCCACAGCUGGAGAGGGAGAACAACCAGGAACUUGUGUUAUUCUGGUACAAACAGGGAGAGUUUGUUCACCUCAAGUAUGACUUUUGUUGAUGAGGUUCUUAAUGAAGGCUUAACAACAAAUAGACUUUAUAGGAAAAGUGUGGUCUGGACAGUAUUUUUAUGAGAACCUGAACUGGCACUGAAAGACUGCAGUGAGAGUCCUGAAAUAAGUGGCUUAAACAUGUACAGGAUGGUACUUAAUGUGCAUAGUUCCAGGAUUUUGUAACAAACACUUUCCACUCAUUGUUAUUAUUCUGGAAAUGUACCAGGAAAUAUUAGUGCCCUGAAUUUAGUUGUUGUCACACAUGCUCAUUCAGUAAUUAUAGGUGGGUGAAAUGUACAAUUUUUACUUUACCUUUUAAUGAGAUCAAAGGUUAAGUCUUAUAUUAGCUUCUAUAUUAUAACCAACCUGAUUAUGUUUUGGUUUUCAUGAAUUUCCAGUCCUUUCCCCUGCAAUCUGUUUUUUUCCACAUAUCCCACUGUUUUGCUGAGAAAAACAGUGUAAUAAAAUCUUGAUGGUUGAACAUGCAGUAGUCAAAUAUAAAAAGGAUUGUUGGACAUGUUUAUGAAUAUACAGUUUGUUAAAACGGGAUGUAUAUCCUUUUUGUGAUAUGUUACUUUCCAUUCUGUGAAAACACUGAGAUCAUGUUACAAGAUGUUAACGCUACCAUUAGAUGCUGUCAGUUUUUUCAUUUUCAGUUAUUUCCUGUCCCGUUAUUUUUAGUGAGUCUGCCCUGCAGAUAGUAUUACAUGAACUACAGUACAUAAACCCUGUUAUCAAACCAACCAUGUCUAACACUGGACAGUAUAUUUCAGUACAAGGUAUAUUUGUACAUUUCUGAUCUUUUCAUUUAGGCUUAUUUUUUUUUAGAGUUUCUAUCCGUACGUGCCUUAGUCAGGCUUCUCUUUUCUGUAUCCUGCACGCAGCUUUGGUUUGGUGUGUGGCACUUAGGACAAUAAAGACCUGCUUUUCCUACUUUGAA